Trypanosoma conorhini is the source of this 351-nucleotide messenger RNA. RefSeq lists its product as uncharacterized. Bases 1 to 351 code for a protein of 116 amino acids. NCBI's taxonomy places the organism in Eukaryota, Euglenozoa, Kinetoplastea, Trypanosomatida, Trypanosomatidae. The record is from RefSeq and is a predicted model, not a curated record. The transcript has a single exon.
AUGACGGCGGUGUCGUCGGUCGCCGUAACGAAGGAUCCCAGCGCUGAACGACACUCACAGGCUGAGGAGGGUGCUCACGGGAACCUUGAGAUGGGAGAUUUGCAGCAGAGGCUGCACGUCACCCGGUCUCGGUAUCAGCAGGCGCGAGAGGGGAAUGCACGAUUAUGGGCAAUUCUUUCUGACAUCAAUCUAGAGGAGAAGUUGCUUAUGGAGAGGUCGAAUGAGCGGAACAGUGGCGGCCUCAGUGGGCAUCGCUUUGAAUUUUCAAAUGCCCUUCAGGAUCUCAUCAGUAGCUUCAAGGAGGUUACGCGUGCGGCCUCGGCGGUGGAGGAGCCUUCUGUUUAUAGAUGA